This is a messenger RNA of Rotaria sordida, 753 nucleotides long. The record is from the annotation of a GenBank genome assembly. NCBI's taxonomy places the organism in Eukaryota, Metazoa, Rotifera, Eurotatoria, Philodinida, Philodinidae.
AUGGACGAAUCUGCUCAACAAAGUUGUUUGGUGACUGAUGAAUAUAGUUUCUGGUUCUCAUUAUGCAGUUCUACCAAUGAACAACGAUUGGUGAACACUUCAAUAGUACCUAAUGAGAGUUUCUUUUCUCAGAAAACAUCUCGUUUAUAUUUUGAUAUUCAUCGCUUGCCUUAUCAAUCACUUCUCAAAACAGGUGGUAACAAAGUAAUACGUCAAUUUGUUCCAUAUUUGAGAAGAGCGCAUGGACCAGGUGCUAUUUUUCCAAUGACAUCUGCUCGACAGCGUCUCUUCUCGAUUGACUACCAUCAUGAAGGUGGUGCUCAUCACUGGUACAUUAUUCCGGCCCGUGAGCGAGAAGUUCUACAAAGAAUAAUCAAUCGUCACAAAUCUACUAUUUGUCUUGACCAUGGACAGUUACUUAUUGAUCCUUUGAUACUAGACAAAAACCAUAUUCGUUAUCAUCGAGUUAUUCAACAUCCAAAUGAAUUUGUUGUUUUAUCAGCUGGCGCUCUGGCACAAAGUUUCACAGAAGAUGCCAGUUGGAGCGAGUCAAUCGCUUUUGCCUUACCUAGUUGGAUUGAAGAUGGUCAUGCAAGUGCUCCAAUUCCACGAUGCCAAUGCAAUAUUCCUCAAGACUUCUUACCAGACAUAAUUGAUGUUACCCGAUUUAAACAGGAGCUUAUACAAAGAUACAUUACUUUGCAUCUCAAUGUUACCGCUGAUGAUACAUCAUCAACUUUGGAAGGUUCAUGA